Molecule: messenger RNA, 3925 nt
Organism: Heteronotia binoei (common prickly gecko)
Lineage: Eukaryota; Metazoa; Chordata; Lepidosauria; Squamata; Gekkonidae
Gene: GOT2
Product: glutamic-oxaloacetic transaminase 2
Exons: 10
Coding region: 100-1368 (422 amino acids)
Biological process (GO): biosynthetic process; L-aspartate catabolic process
Cellular component (GO): mitochondrion
Molecular function (GO): pyridoxal phosphate binding; L-aspartate:2-oxoglutarate transaminase activity
Source: RefSeq, a predicted model, not a curated record
GGAGCUGCGGCGCCUCCAGUCUGGCCGAGCCCCGCCUCUUCCCCGGGCUCGCACGCCAGGCGAAGGCAGACAGGCAGGUAGCAAGCGGCAGCGCCGGCCAUGGCUCUCUUUCACUCCAGUCGCCUCAUGUCGCCUUGCUUGGCGUCUCUCUCGGCCCGCGCCAGCUCCUGGUGGACUCAUGUGGAAAUGGGACCUCCCGAUCCCAUUCUGGGAGUAACAGAAGCCUUCAAGCGGGACACCAACAGUAAAAAGAUGAACCUGGGAGUGGGGGCAUACCGAGAUGAUAACGGGAAGCCAUAUGUCUUGAACUGCGUCCGCAAAGUAGAAGCCCAACUAGCUGAAAAGAAGUUGGACAAGGAAUACUUACCCAUUGCAGGGCUGGCAGAGUUCAACAAGGCGUCUGCUGAACUGGCUUUGGGAGAGACAAAUGAAGUUAUUAAGAGUGGACGGUAUGUCACUGUGCAGACAAUUUCUGGAACUGGAUCUUUACGAGUGGGUGCCAACUUCUUGCAACGAUUCUUCAAAUAUAGCCGGGACGUCUACCUUCCCAAACCAUCCUGGGGCAAUCACACCCCCAUCUUCAGGGAUGCCGGGAUGCAACUCCAGAGCUAUCGGUACUAUGAUCCCAAGACCUGUGGCUUUGACUUCAAUGGAGCUUUGGAAGACAUAUCUAAAAUUCCGGAGCAAAGUGUCAUCCUCUUACAUGCCUGUGCUCACAAUCCAACUGGUGUGGACCCUCGGCCGGAGCAGUGGAAGGAGCUGGCAGCAGUAGUGAAGAAAAGGAACCUCUUUGCCUUUUUUGACAUGGCGUACCAAGGCUUUGCUAGUGGGGACAUAAACAAAGAUUCCUGGGCUGUCCGUCACUUCAUUGAGCAAGGCGUUAACAUUGUGCUGUCCCAGUCAUAUGCAAAGAACAUGGGUCUGUAUGGAGAGCGCGUGGGUGCCUUCACCGUGGUUUGCAAGGAUGCUGAGGAGGCCAAGCGAGUGGAGUCCCAGCUAAAGAUUCUGAUCCGCCCCCUGUACUCCAACCCUCCCAUCAACGGGGCUAGGAUUGCCUCUACUAUUCUCACCAGCCCCGACUUGCGAAAGGAAUGGCUGACAGAAGUGAAGGGGAUGGCCGAUCGGAUCAUUGGCAUGCGUACUCAGUUGGUGGCAAAUCUGAAAAAAGAGGGUUCCUCUCAUAACUGGCAACACAUCACUGACCAGAUUGGCAUGUUCUGCUUCACAGGCUUGAAACCUGAACAGGUGGAGCGGCUAACCAAGGAGUUCUCCAUCUACAUGACCAAGGAUGGACGCAUCUCAGUUGCAGGCGUGACAUCCAGCAAUGUGGCUUACCUGGCCCAUGCCAUUCACCAAGUCUCCAAGUAAACCAAGAGCUUAAUUGAGUUGGAUCGGAUAGCCUUCUCUUCCACCUUCUUUGGACAGUUGGAUGUCAGCGAAUGGCAGGAGGGCAAGACAUAGAAUGGCUUUCCCCGUGGCACUAAAACAUCACUGAAUGUAUUUCUGUAGAGGUCUUGUCCUCUCUCCCCUUCCCACCAGUGUUGCUUGGCUCUAGGCAGAGCUGUUGAUUUUUUGUUCUGCUGCUCUUUUCCAAAGAAAUUCACCUAAGUGUUAACCAAACAUGGACCUUUCCUUGCUUUUAGAGGCUAUAGGGGAACCACUGCAAACACAUCUGGCUUGAGUGACUUGCUACCAAACAUGGCAGGGUGCGAUGGCUGCUUCAACUCCUGUUGCAUCCUGGUCUGUCUUUUCAUGAGCUUUCUUUGAUCCAUGAACUCAUACUGUAAUUUGGGAGCUCUCCUCAAAGAACAAGAGAUGACAGAGGUUUGUGCAUCACAGCAGCUUUUUCUCCUGGGCAUUUUGGAAGGCUGUUGAAUCUUCUAAUUCCCCUUCUUUCAAGGCAAGCAAAGGCAUUGAAUCCCCCAUAGUUGCUGCUACGAGGCAGGUGCAUUUCUGGGUGAUGACAAUGAAAAGGCUGCAGCCCGUAGCCUUCGGCUUAGCCACGUCUGAAUUCUUUCUCCAACAGAAGAGUAAUGUAUAUUGGCAGAAAGCUCCCAAGGCUAGAGUGAGGCUGUAGAUGUGGCUGAAGGUAGUAGUAGGAUAGAAACCAAGAGUUUUUGUACAGUAUAUUUGGUCAGAGCAAUGACAGCAAAUCAAGUCUGGAAGGGAACCUCUGUUUUGGGAAGCCUUGUGGAAUCCUUUCUCAUCUGGAAGAGGGACUCAGGUUUUUUGCUGGAAUUAGUUCAGAGUGCCAGUUCAAACUUGCUCUUUCCAGUCUCUGCCUAUCUGCCACCUGAUACAGAGUCUUUAGAAGAAGUUUGAUAUUUUUGGCCAUCCCUAUUCAAUCACAGCCCUUGGUUUCUGGGCCUGAGCACUGCACAGUGGAACUUCCCAGAGUCGAAGCCUGGGGGCUAGCCACAUCUUCUCCCCUUGAGGGCUGGGGCAAGCAUCUUCCCUUUCAAUUUUGUGCUAAAGAUAACUUGUUUGGGAGUUUUCACUCUUCCUUGAGCUUGGAGGGAGGGAGCCCUCUUUUCCGUGCAGCUUCCUUGCCACUUUUUAAAUGGUGCCAUGUCUGUGGGAGGUUACUUUGGCAUCUCAUCCAACUGAUUGCUGCUGCCACCUCAGUCCAGAGGGGGAACAGAAGGGCUAAGUUUUCACAGCUCCAAGCUUCCCAGAUAAGGCCACAGCAAUAAUUCAUAGACAUCUGAGGGUGAGGCACAGUUUUAGCCACUCCUCGUUUGCUCUUGAAAGCCUACUGUGCUUGAGAGUUCCAGCACAGCUAUGCCUGCACUUUUUAAAGGUUAUUGACAUCAAAGAGGGCAAGAACUGAGAAGCACCGCCACACUGCAGUCUCGUGUCCCAAGUCCUACUGUCCAUUUUGGGCUGUGGGGCGGGAUUAUAUACCUGUUUGUUUGGAAAAGAAUGUGGGAAACAUCCCUGAGAUGCUUUCUAGGUGAAGGAGAAGUAGCUGCACCCAGGGAGAGACGUUGAAAUCUCUGCCUUUCUCUGGAGAAAAGAUGGCCAGUUUGGUUUCUGAAAAUUCAGUCCCUCUUUUCAUUCUCUGAAUUUCCCACUAGCCUGUUGCUUUCCAUUGCAGAUUUGCCCACGCACUGUCAUUGCAGAUCCUGUGCCACUUUUGUGGAGGUUUUUUUUCCAAUUUGAUUUUCACCCAUGGCUCUAUGCUCUGCCAAAUCUUGUGAAUCCAUCUGUGAUGACUGAGUGCUAAAGCGUACAUCUCGCAUGGGAAAGUGGGCAGAGAACCACAAAUCUGUUCCUGCAGCCUGAAUGAGAAGAGCAUCUUGGCCCUGCUUCUGCUGGCUAGAGCAAGAUGUGUGCUCUCAGCUGGAAUGAGAACGUCCCUUCGAGGAAGCUUCCUUGGGAUGGUUUCUUGAAAGUCAAAACAGUUAGACAGACCGUUUCUCCUCAGCCCUUCUCAUUUAUCAGUCUCCAGUCUAUCUGUCUGCCAGAGGCUGUAACAUGGCAUCCCUUGCUGGUCCAACAAGUAUCAGGGUUUGCUGCAUCUCUUGCUUGUUUCCCUGAGGUCAAUAGCAGAAUUUUCUUUGUGUGUGCUGAAAACAGUAUUACUUCUAGAAAAACUAGAGGCCCUUUCUCAUCAGAGGGAGAAGAGUACUGUGCAGUAGUUGUGGAGGCAGUCAGUGCAUUCAGCACAUGGCUUUUAAACAUGCUUUGGCCAGGGGAAUUACCGAGCUUUUCCAAUCCUGUCUUUGUGUUGCUGCUUUUCUCAAAGGAGUCAAGAGGAGGGUGGUCGUUUCCAUGCUGUGGUUCUGGGCUGUCUUUGCUGUGUGAUUUCCUGCCCUUGCCUCCUUUCCUUUUUCCAGAAGAAUCUUCUGCCAUUCAGCAUAAAUCAUGUAGGCCUUUAGACAGCCUAUUUGUUUCAAAAAUAAUAAAACUGCUGUCGAUCUGA